Messenger RNA from Adelges cooleyi (spruce gall adelgid), 2504 nucleotides. RefSeq names its product zinc finger protein OZF-like. The transcript has 3 exons. The coding region runs from base 525 to 1826 and encodes 433 amino acids. Gene Ontology annotation, molecular function: RNA polymerase II cis-regulatory region sequence-specific DNA binding; DNA-binding transcription factor activity. Lineage: Eukaryota; Metazoa; Arthropoda; Insecta; Hemiptera; Adelgidae. The record is from RefSeq and is a predicted model, not a curated record. Gene Ontology annotation, biological process: regulation of transcription by RNA polymerase II.
UAUCAAAAAAUAUCAAUUUACAAUUAAGUUGUCUGUAGUCGAUGUCGAUUGUCGACGACGCGACGGGCUGUUAUAUUAACGUUAUAUUUUAUGCAUGCAGUUGUUAAAUUUUAAGGUAAUUAUUUGAUCGAUAUUCAGUCAUGUUGUUUGUUCACUGAGUUAUGUUAAUGUAGAAGUAAACAGUCUAGUUUUGGUAAUUAUUAUGAACGAAAAUGAUGUUUUAAUUUUAAAAAAACCAAAGGUAUAUCUAGUCAUGAAGUCCAUCAAUAAUUUGGCGAUCCUGGCGAUUGUUUCGGAAACUCUACAAUGUAUGGUCUAAUAUUUUUAUACUAUAAUAUAUGCCACAAUUAGAUGAACGCUUCUCUUCUGGUGUCGGGGAAACAAUCUUUUUAAACUAUUAAGUACAAAUAUAGUAAUAGAUACAGAUGAAUUAGAAUAAAUAACAAUUUAACUGUAAGAAAGAUACUGUAAGCAUGAGUAACACAUUUAACAGUUAAUCACAGUGCACGUUUGCAACAUUCGUCAUGGGAGUGGUAAAAAAAAAUAAAACUGUGGUUAGAAAAAGUCCCAGGCAACAUCAGUGCAAAUUCUGUUAUAAGGUAUUCCCUUUUCCCAAUGUAUUAAAAAAGCAUUACAGAGUACACACUGGUGAAAGACCGUACGAAUGCGAUUUGUGCGGUAACAGAUUCACCCACCAAAAUACUCUACGCAAUCACAAGUUGUGCAUUCAUAACUGCGGCCGAGAUGAAGACUUUACGUGUGGUCAUUGCGACAAAAAAUUCCCUAUGAAGGAACGUCUUAUUGAACAUGUGCGCAUUCAUACAGGAUAUUAUCCUCACAGAUGUGACAAAUGUUUAAAAACAUUCACACGAGCCAGUCAGUUAUGGCAACAUGCGCGAUCACAUAAUAAACAGUAUACAUUAGAAUGUGCCAUAUGCCAUCAGUUGUUUGCCUGCCGUUCCGUGCUACGAGGUCACAUGAAAAGACAUAUGGGUCAAAAUGAUUUUGUGUGUGAAGUUUGCGGAAAAGCUUUUUUACGUAGGGAUGGUUUAACGAAACAUUUAUCGAGCUAUCAUAACAAUAUCAGAGCUUUUACGUGUAAAAUUUGCCACAAGCAAUUUAAAGGUCACAUGAUACAACACUUAAGAACACACAGACAUGAAAAGCCGUACGAGUGCAAAAGCUGUGAUGCUCGUUUUGUUCAGCGAUCUCAACUGACAGUCCACGAAAGAAGGCACAGUGGGGAGAAACCGUAUCCGUGUCCGGUUUGUAAAGUUUCUUUUGCGCAUUCGACGGCAAUGAAAAUGCACGUACGACGACAUACUGGGGAAAAACCCUUUAAGUGCCUGGUGUGUAUGAAUACGGCGUUUACGCAACUACCACAUUUAAAAAAGCACAUGUUGACCAUACACAAAACAGACAAGCCAUAUUUAUGUGUAAAAUGUAAUGCAUACUUCAAAACCAAAACCCAAAUAUUAACUCAUGAAGAGUCGUGUUCUCCGAAACAAGAAUCAAAAGAAAUAAUUGCUCCAAGCAUGGCUCUAGAUCGUAUGCGUAUGUUGUUGGCUGUUUUGUUAAUUCGCAUAUCGACUACCGAAAGGUUAAACGCACUAGGAUUUGGUAAAAGAUUAAUAGAUUUAGUGUUAUGCGACUCCAUUGAGAACUCGGGACGUAGUCCAUAUCGUGACGUUAAGCUUAGUGAAAACGAUUUAUUAAAAAAAAAUAUAGAAAUACUAUUGGAUUGGACCAUCCCAAAAGUUUAUAUGGAUCGGUUCAAGAGCGAACGGCGCACGACUGAAGAAAUUUUAGAGGAACUAACGUCAUGAUUUUUUUUUUCAAUUUAUAUAGCAUGCUAUUACUUGUAACCUUUCCCUGUAUCAUAUUUUUAAGAGACAUUCUUAUCACAAAAAUGUUUAUUAUUGUUUUGACAAACAUUAAAUUUCUUGUGAAACACCAGACUUUGAUGGUGUUGUAUUCUUAUUCUUUAAAACUAUUAUUUAAUCUUUAAUUUUACGAUGAUGAUAAUACACGUUUUUGUGGUAGAAGAAUCAAUAUAGGCAAUGUUCUACUAUUAUUUUUAUACUGUAAUCUGCUAUUAUUUAUUAGCUCCUUGUUCUUCUGCAGCUAUCUUGUAAUCGCAAAACUUAAAAUAUUUAUGAAAGCUCAUAAACGGUGGUGGUUGAGUUUUAUUUGAUAUAUACCUCUGUAUCUAAUAUUGUAAAUAAUCCGUUAAAGCCAGUUGUAGACAAAAUUUUAGACAUUUUUCAUUGAAAUAUUUACAAGAGAAAAUUAAGAAAAUGUACUGAUAAAUUAUUUGCUUUUCUUGAAUAUAUUUCAAUAGGUAAAGGACUAUAUCUAUCUAUAACUUUGAUAUUAAAUUGGUGUUGGUUUUCACAAAUGUUAAUAUUAUUAUAUAUUACUAUAUACUUGCUUUUCGCUGUAACCAAAUCAUAUUUUAUAGUUUAAUAAUGUAAAAUAUCUAGUUAAAUUUUUUUAAUUUAUUG